UGUGAAAGGACGAAGCUCAGUAGAUUAAACAAACGGCCUCCUCUCCACGUCUUAUGGGAGUAGUCCUCUAUUUGAUGCCAAGCACUACUUGACACUUUCGAGAGUCCAUCGUAUUAAAAAAACAAGCAGAUGAACUGUUCGGUAAGCGACAGCGGCGUAUAAGAAAUGAAGCCGCUGGGCCUUCGGGACGAUGCGGUUUGCGCGAUACUUUCCUGUUUGGUGUCUUUGAUGGAACACGGGAAAUAAGUCUCUAUCAACCCGUUAGGCGGCUUUCCGGCGAGAUCGAAACAAGGCCGUAGAUCUUUCAUCGGUUGCCCCUCCGUCGGCGAUGAAGGACCGCUCCCGCCUCCCGCGUCGUCGCCAUAUCCGCAAGACCUUGAACAACCUCAAGAUCACCGUCUUAUGCGGAGUGAUCACCGUCCUCGUCCUCCGCGGCACUGUUGACUUUGGCAACCUCCUCGGCGCCGUCGGAGGUGUCUCUGGAGACGUCGAUGAGGACCAUAAGGUCGUCGAGGACAUUGAUCGAGUCCUCCGUGAGAUACGCUCCAACCACGAACCCGAUGAUGAGGACGACUCCAAUGUCGGAGUUGACUUCUCCUUCGCCCCCCUGAACUACACCUCCGCCGCCGAUGCCGUCGCGGUCCUCUCCGCCUUCGCGUCCAAGUUCACCCUAGGACCCAAGAUCUCGGACUGGGACGACCAGCGGCGGAGGUGGCUGGACCAGAACCCGGGGUUCCCGAGCUGGCGCCCCGACAGGAAGCCGCGGAUCCUCCUCGUCACUGGAUCGACGCCCAAUCCCUGCGAAAACCCCAUGUGCGACCACUACCUUCUGAAAGGGACCAAGAACAAGAUCGACUAUUGCCGCCUCCACGGGAUCGAGAUCGUUUACAACACGGCGCACCUCGACCGCGAGUUCGCCGGGGAUUGGGCCAAGCUCCCAUUGAUUCGGCGGUUGAUGCUGUCCCACCCGGAGGUGGAAUGGUUCUGGUGGAUGGACAGCGACGCCCUCUUCACCGACAUGGCCUUCGAAAUCCCUCUCCGCCGCUACGCCGCCCACAAUCUCGUCGUCCCCGGCCAACCCGACCUAAUUUUCAAGGAGCGUUCCUGGAUCGGACUCAGCACCGGCAGCUUCUUGCUGCGCAAUUGCCAGUGGAGUCUGGAACUGCUGGAUGCGUGGGCCCCCAUGGGGCCAAAAGGCCGCAUUCGCGACGAGGCCGGAAAGAUGCUGACGGCGAAUCUAAAGGACCGGCCAGCGUUCGAGGCCGACGACCAGUCAGCUCUCAUAUACCUGUUGCUCCGGCAACAGGAAAGAUGGGGCGGGAAGGUGUACAUCGAGAACUCCUACCAAUUGCAUGGAUACUGGGUCGGUUUGGUGGACAGGUACGAAGAGAUGAUGGAGAAGCAUCACACCGGCUCGGGGAAUGGAAGAUGGCCGUUCGUGACGCAUUUUGUGGGCUGCAAGCCUUGCGGAAGCCAGGGAGACUACCCGGUGGAGAGGUGUUUCAACAGCAUGGAGAGAGCUUUCAAUUUUGCAGAUAACCAGGUGCUGCGGAUGUAUGGGUUUUCGCACGAGAACCUGACCACCGCCAUGAUUAGCAGGACGGAGGAGCAAACCUCGACGCCAUUGGAAUUUCUCGAGCGGUUUAAUCUUGUAGCCGGGACGGGAAGCAGAGGCUGAGGGAGCAACACAAAGCUCUCCUUUUUUUUCCUUUUCAUUUGAUCGUGUUUAAUCUGUUCUAGCGCAAAUUUGGGCUACUCUUUCACUUUUGAUCAUCAAAACGACAUGUAUUUUUUUUUCUGUUUUCUAAAAACUUGUAUCCUCUUACUUCUGAAAUUAAUUCCUUAUCCAAAUGGCAAC
Zingiber officinale is the source of this 1858-nucleotide messenger RNA. Its product is annotated as probable glycosyltransferase 2. The transcript has a single exon. Gene Ontology annotation, cellular component: endosome; membrane; trans-Golgi network. Gene Ontology annotation, molecular function: hexosyltransferase activity. The coding region runs from base 329 to 1678 and encodes 449 amino acids. Gene Ontology annotation, biological process: xyloglucan biosynthetic process. NCBI's taxonomy places the organism in Eukaryota, Viridiplantae, Streptophyta, Magnoliopsida, Zingiberales, Zingiberaceae. The record is from RefSeq and is a predicted model, not a curated record.